Molecule: messenger RNA, 936 nt
Organism: Enterospora canceri
Lineage: Eukaryota; Fungi; Microsporidia; Enterocytozoonidae
Source: the annotation of a GenBank genome assembly
AUGGAGUUCAAUACAAAAUUAACAGUCAAAAACAUCCAGAAAAUCAAGUGCAGUUGGCGUAGUGUCUAUUUGAUCACAUUUAAUGAAUCACUGCCAUUUGUACCAGGAGAUUCAUUAGCCAUAUUUGCACAAAACAGUCGCAAUAAAAUCAAGAAAAUUGCCAGUUUAUUCAAGUGGACUGUGACUGAUGAAUUGAAUGAUGUUGAUUUGGAUUUAUUCCCACGCAGAUCACUUCUAAGGGAUAUCAAAGAACACUGUUCCAACAAAUCAGCUCUUAAUCAAUUACUGAAAGAUGUGAGAGUAUACAAUGAACACGUUAUAAAGUACAAUUUAGAGGAUAUAGUAAGAUUAUUUGAUAUUGAUCAGGUGCCAAUAGAGACAUUCUUGAAGCACUCUGAUCGAAUUAAACCCAGAAACUAUACACUGAUCAAUAAAUCAGGUGAAAGCAUGAAGAUAUUGGUUGGAAUAAUAUCAAAGAACAAUAAAUUGGGACACAUCAGUGAAUUAGUGGAAAACAAUGAAAUGAAUCAGGUUAAAAUGAGUGGAUUCAUCAGAAAGAACAAACUGCUUGAAAAGUUGCAGAUGACACAUUUUGAUAGAGAAUUCGUUAUGAUAUGCACAGGAGUAGGAAUUGCACCAUUUAUAGCAUUUGAUGUCAAUUGCACUCUUAAUAAUCCUACGGUGAUAUAUGGAUACAGAAACAAUGAUGAUAAUUUGAUCAAUAUCUUUGAUAUAAACAAGGAUACCCUGAUAGUUGAAUGCAAAAGCAGUGAUGGGAAAAGAGUGACUGAUUCAAUUGAUAUUUUACGAGACAGAGAUGUGAAUGUCUUCAUUUGUGGGAAUAUCAAAAUGCAACGAGAUGUAUUCAAUCGUAUUAUGCUUGUGAAUAGGAAACUGGUUGAUCAAAAACAGGUGUAUUUUGAUAGUUGGAUGUAA